AUGACGGGCGCGGAGAACCCGCUGGGCCAGCCGCAGAGCCGGCGGCGGCAGAAGGCGAGCAUCUACCACCAGCGCGGCGCGCGCGAUGCGCCCGCGAUCAAGCGCAAGCCGCCCCCGCCGCCGGCCGUGGAGCCGCGGGGCCUCACGCAGCUCGCGCGGUCGCGGCGGCGGAGCUCGGCGGGCCGCAUGGACCACGCCGAGGCGAAGCGGCUCCACGAGGCGGCCUUCACGCCCGGCCCGCCGACCUACAGCCUGCCGAGCCCGGGCCCGUCCGGCGGGCGCCUCGCGUGCCGGUCGACGUCGACGUGGCUCAGCGAGCGCAUCGAGGACAACGCGUGGGUGCCCGGCCCCGGCGCGCACCUGCAGCAGCUGACCCUCGUCGAGCCGAGCCUGGACCGGACCGGGUCCCUCUUCGGCUCCGGCGACCGCGCGCUCUUCUCCGCGGACGCGAACCCCGGCGCGGGCGCGUACGACGUCGAGGCCGCGGAGCGCGCGAUGGGCGUCGGCGACGUCACGCUCGCGAAGAUCGCGCGCCACGCGAGCCGCUUCCACGACGACGAGGUCGAGGAGCAGCGCCUCGCCGUGCUGCCGUCGCCCUUCGACUACGCGCCUCCGUCCGUCGCGAGCUCCAGGGACCUCGACGAGCGCAAGCGGCCGGGCGUGCGCGUGCGGGGCCGCGAGGGCGCGCGGUCCGAGGUCGACGAGAUGAUCAAGGCCCAGUGGUGGACGCCGGGCGUCGGGUCCUACGGCGGCAUCGCCUUCGAGGGCUCGACGAUCGGCGCGGCGCUCGACCGCCACCCGCGGUCCAAGGCGUCGGACCACGAGUCCCUGGGGCCGGGCCCCUACAUCGACGUCAGCGACGCCUACCGCACGACGCUCCACGACCUGAGCAGCGUGCGCCUCCGCGAGGACUCCGGGCCCGCGCGCGACCGGAGCAGGGUCCUCCUCGCGAGGAAGCGCGCGCUCGGCCGGUCGCCGGGGCCGGCCUACGACACGUCCGCGGCGUACCUCGCGACGGCGCGGUCCGUGCCCGGCCUGCUCCUGCGGCCCCAGCACCUCGUGGCGUCGAAGCUCGACGAGAAGCGCGCGCGCGCGGCGCCGGACGCCGCGGACGCGUCCGCGUACUUCGCGCGCUUGCGGCGAAGCGCCGCGCCGGCGCCCGCGCCCGCGCCGGCGCCGGCCGCGCGGCCCAAGGCCGCCAUCGACCUCACGCAGCAGGUCCACGUCGCCGCGGUCGCGGGCAAGGGCGCGGUCGCCGACUCGUUCGCGUACCUCGCGUCCGCGACGACCGCGAAGCGGGACUACGCGAACCGCAACGUCCGCCAGACGAAGGCGGACGUCGUGGCCAAGAAGCCCGUCGCGUUCGUCCCGCCGCCCCUCCCCAACGCGCCCCAGGCCACGGCGUCGCGCGCGACGGCGACGGCGGGCAAGGCGUCGGCGAAGGAGUACGAGCGGCGCUACCUCGCGGCGUUCCGCGCCUGCCGCGACGCGGAGCUCGCCUACGGCAUGGAGGCCAUCCCCGCGCGGCGGGCCGUCGGCGACGACGCGACGGACGUCGCGUUCUCCGCGCGUAUCCCGGCCCGGCCGACGCGGUCGAGCGAGCGCGAGCGCGCGGACCGGCUGGCGGAGGCGCUGCGGACGCCGGAGCUCGGCCGCCAGGACCCGCGCUUCGUCCCCGACGAGGAGCGCUUCUGGUCCGCGCACGUCUACGACGUCUACAAGCCGCCGCGCUCCGACACGAUGAACGACGACCGGCGGAAAGCCGCGACGCCGACGCGCGCGGCGCGCGGCGACGGCGACGCGCGCGGCCCCGACGACGGCCUCGACUUCACGGCCGACGGCGACGACGGCCGCCUCUCGGACUCGAAGUGGCGCAAGCUCCUCAAGAACUCGCGCUUCAUCGGCGCCGGCGCGAACGCCGCCGUCGACGAGCACGGCGUCGUCCUCCCGCCGAAGCGGCGCAACGCGAAGGAGCUGUUCCGCGAGUCCGCCUACAAGAUCUCGCGCGGCGGGCGCGCUUACGGCGACGCGUAUGUGCGGAUGCGCACCCUCAGCGAGCGCACCGCCGCACUGGAGUCGCUCGGUGGACUGGAGUCGCUCGCCCAGCGCGUCGCCGCGCUCGAGGCGCGGCCGGCAGCCGGCGCCGCGCUCGAAGCGCCCGGCGCCUACGACGACGCAACGCUGCGGAAACGCGUCGACGCGCUCGAGCGGGCCGCGCGCGACGACGCCGCGCUGGCGGAGCGCCUCGACGCGCUCGAGCGGGCCGCGGCCGCGAUGGCCGCGCGCGGCGACGGCAUCGAGGCGAGGCUCGCGUCCGGCUUCACGACGUCGGCGCCCGAGGAGGCCGGCGACGCCGUUUCCGAGGAGGCGCCCGAGGAAGCGUCGGCGGAAGCGGCGCCGGAGGAAACCGCUCCGCCCGACGAGGAGGAAACCGCUCCGCCGGAGGAGGAGGACGCCGCUCCGCCGCAGGAGGAAACCGCUCCGCUGGAGGAGGAGGACGCCGCCGCGUCCGCGUCCGCCGCCGCGUCCGCGUCCGCCGCCGCGGUCCGCGCCGCGUGGGCGGCGGCGGCCGAGGCCGAGUCGCGCAUCGAGAUCCCGCCGUUCCCGCGCGCCGCCGUCGACGCGCCGGCGCCCGCGGACGAGCGCGGCGCGGCCAUGGCCGCGGCCUUCCUCGCGGCCGGCGACUCCUACGCCGCGCGCGGCCAGCCGUCGGACGCCGCGCGCGAGUACGGCAAGGCGCUCAAGCGCGGCGCGGGGCCCGGCGCGCUCGCGAAGCGCGCGGCGGUCCUCGCCGAGGCGCGGCCCGCCGCGGCGCUCGCGGACGCGCUCAAGCGCGGCGCGGGGCCCGGCGCGCUCGCGAAGCGCGCGGCGGUCCUCGCCGAGGCGCGGCCCGCCGCGGCGCUCGCGGACGUCGCCGCCGCCUGCGGCGCGGGCGCCUGCGACGGCGCGGCCGCGGCGGCGCUCCUCGACGGGCUCGACGCGGCCGACGCGGCCGCGGCCGCCGCCGCGCGCGCGCUCCUCGGCCUCGACGACGACGUCCUCGACGACGGCGCGCGGCGCCGCGCCGCGGCCCUCGUCGCGGCCCACGGCGGCGACGACGCGGCGGCCGCCGCGCGCGUCGCCGGCGCGCUCUCGCGCGACGCGGCCGCCGCGUGCGCCGUCUGGCGGCGCCUCGGCGAGCUCGCGCUCCGCGACGCCGACGAGGCCGCGGCGCGCGUCGCGCGCGCGGCGGCGCACGGCCACCGCUGCCUGCCGCCGCGGGACGCGGCCCUCGAGGCCGUCUUCCGCGAGAUCGCCGAGGUCCUCGCGGACGAAGGCGACGCCGACGGCGCGCGCGCGGCCCUCGCCGCCGCCGACGAGCUCCGCGCCGAAAAGGAAGCCGCGGAGGCGGAGGCCGCGGCGGCCGCCGAGGCCGAGGCGCUCGCCUUCGCCGAGGCCGAGGCCGAGGCCGAGGCGCUCGCCGCCGCGGAGGCGGCCGAGGCCGAGGCGCUGGCCGCGGCCGAGGCCGAGGCGCUGGCCGCGGCCGAGGCCGCGGCGCUGGCCGCGGCCGAGGCCGAGGCGCUGGCCGCGGCCGAGGCCGCGGCGCUGGCCGCGGAGGCCUCGACGAGCGUCGCCGACGCGCCCCUCGACGACGCGGCGCCCGAGGAAGCGGCGAUCUUCGAGUUCCACCCGGAGGCCGCCGCCGCGGACGACGAGGACGCGGCGCUCGCGGCCCUCGCGGCCGACGACGGCGGCGCCGCCGCCGACGAGGCCGACGACGACGACGACGCCGCGACGGACGACCUCAUCGCCGAGGCGCUGCGCAAGCUCGCGGGCCUCCCGGCGGACGAGGCCGCCGCCUCGCCGGAGGCGCCGGAGGCGCCGGAGGCCGCCGCGGCGCCGGUCGAGGCGGCUCGCGCGGCGGCCGCCGCGCCGGGCCCGGAGGGCCUCGUCGCGUCCGAGGAGACCGUCGCGGAGCUGCGGCGGACGCUGCCACCGCCGCGGUGGAUGCUGCCCCACCGCAAGCGGCCGCCCCCGAGCGACGCCGACUAA
Messenger RNA from Aureococcus anophagefferens, 4032 nucleotides. RefSeq lists its product as hypothetical. The record is from RefSeq and is a predicted model, not a curated record. Lineage: Eukaryota; Pelagophyceae; Pelagomonadales; Pelagomonadaceae. The coding region runs from base 1 to 4032 and encodes 1343 amino acids. The transcript is spliced from 3 exons.